This is a messenger RNA of Arachis stenosperma, 954 nucleotides long. RefSeq names its product putative fasciclin-like arabinogalactan protein 20. The record is from RefSeq and is a predicted model, not a curated record. The transcript has a single exon. Lineage: Eukaryota; Viridiplantae; Streptophyta; Magnoliopsida; Fabales; Fabaceae. Bases 1 to 954 code for a protein of 317 amino acids.
AUGGAAAAGAUUAAUCUUUUCACGCUACGCAGUCCUCUCUUCCUCGUCACCGUCGUCAGCCUCCUGUUCCCCUCUGCCGCAUCCUCCACCGAGGCCCUCCUUACCCUGGCGGUGCAAACUCUAACCGACGCCGGCUUCCUUUCCAUGGCCCUCACCCUCCGCCUCGCGUCCCCUUCCAUCCCCCUCCCUUCCGCCAACAACGCCACCGUCUUCGUCCCCCCAAACGCCGCCUUCAUCCGCUCCGGCCCGCUCCCACUCUCACUCCUCAAAUACCACAUCCUCCCCGAGAGGCUCCCACUCCAAAACCUCUCAUCUCUCCAACCAAACACGCCCUUACCCACUCUGCUCCCAAAUUCCUAUCUCAGCAUUACCUCUUCCUCCUCCAACAAACUUUCCCUAAACGACGUCGUCGUUUCCAAGACACCAAUCUUCGACGACGGUUCAUUACUCUUGCUCGCAAUCGACGACUUCUUCAACUCAUCUUCGCUCCAAGAAUUAGAAUCCGAACCCGCCCGUACUAACGCCGAAACGUUUGCCGCCGUCACCGAAGUCUUGAAAUCUCACGGCUGCUCCGUUAUGGCCACGUUUCUUGAUGCUCAGCUUUCGACGGAGUUUGGUGAUGAGAGGAAGUUCACGAUCUUCGCGCCGUUAGAUGAGGCGUUCGCCGUUAACGGCGUGAGGAAUAUCGGCGAUUACUCUACGAUUUUCCGCAAGCACGUCGUGCCGAAGCUGAUUACAUGGCGCGAUCUGAUUCGUCUCCCUAACGAGUCUCUGCUGCCGACGUUCUCCGACGGGUUUGAGAUCAAUGUGACGGUUUCUCCGAGGAUGCGGUUCCUCAACGGUGUUCUGGUGGCGGUUCCGGACAUGUUUCGCAGCGAUCUCGUCGUCGUUCAUGGAAUUCAUGGCUUACUUGAUAGCAAUAGAGUGGAACAGUGCCACAGUGCUACGUGCUGA